Messenger RNA from Leishmania braziliensis MHOM/BR/75/M2904, 2565 nucleotides. RefSeq names its product putative oligosaccharyl transferase subunit. Bases 1 to 2565 code for a protein of 854 amino acids. The record is from RefSeq and is a predicted model, not a curated record. The transcript has a single exon. Gene Ontology annotation, molecular function: oligosaccharyl transferase activity. Gene Ontology annotation, cellular component: membrane. Lineage: Eukaryota; Euglenozoa; Kinetoplastea; Trypanosomatida; Trypanosomatidae.
AUGGGUAAGAAGAAAGCAAUUCCGUCGGGCAGCGUCGGCCCUGCGACAACCACCUCCCGUGAAGCUCCAGGCAAAGACGAAGGUGCCUCCCAACCCGCCAAGACUGCAGCUCUGCCGGUGAAGCCCUUUGUGUUGCCCAACACGCUGACAGACGAGGAGGAGUUUGUUGGCAUCUUUCCCUGCCCUUUCUGGCCAGUGCGAUUUGUCAUCACAGUGAUGGCACUCGUCCUCUUGGGUGCCAGCUGUAUCCGCGCCUUCACGAUUCGCAUGCUAUCCGUUCAGCUUUAUGGCUACAUCAUCCACGAGUUCGACCCGUGGUUCAACUACCGCGCCGCCGAGUACAUGUCCGCGCACGGCUGGUCCGCCUUCUUCAGCUGGUUCGACUACAUGAGCUGGUACCCGCUGGGCCGCCCCGUUGGCACCACCACGUACCCGGGCCUGCAGCUCACCGCCGUUGCCAUCCACCGCGCAUUGGCGGCUGCCGGGGUGCCGAUGUCUCUCAACAACGUGUGCGUGCUGAUCCCCGCGUGGUAUGGUGCCAUCGCUACUGCUAUCCUGGCCCUUUGCGCUUACGAGGUCAGUAGGUCAAUGGUAGCGGCGGCUGUUGCUGCACUCUCAUUCUCCAUCAUUCCAGCACACCUGAUGCGGUCCAUGGCGGGCGAGUUCGACAACGAGUGCAUCGCCGUUGCAGCCAUGCUCCUCACCUUCUACUUGUGGGUACGCUCGCUGCGCACGCGGUGCUCGUGGCCCAUCGGCAUCCUCACCGGUAUCGCCUACGGCUACAUGGUGGCGGCGUGGGGCGGAUACAUUUUUGUGCUCAACAUGGUUGCCAUGCACGCCGGCAUAUCAUCGAUGGUCGACUGGGCUCGCAACACGUACAACCCGUCGCUGCUGCGCGCAUACGCGCUGUUCUACGUUGUCGGCACCGCCAUCGCCACGCGCGUGCCGCCUGUGGGGAUGUCGCCCUUCAGGUCGCUGGAGCAGCUGGGUGCGCUGGCGGUGCUCCUCUUCCUGUGCGGGCUGCAGGCCUGCGAGGUGUUUCGCGCACGGGCCGACGUCGAGGUUCGCUCCCGCGCGAACUUCAAGAUCCGCAUGCGUGCCUUCAGCGUGAUGGCUGGCGUGGGUGCGCUUGCAAUCGCGGUGCUGUCGCCGACCGGGUACUUUGGCCCCCUCACGGCUCGUGUGCGUGCGCUGUUCAUGGAGCACACGCGCACUGGCAAUCCGCUGGUCGACUCGGUCGCUGAGCACCACCCCGCCAGUCCUGAGGCGAUGUGGACAUUUCUUCACGUGUGCGGCGUGACUUGGGGUUUGGGCUCCAUUGUUCUUCUUGUGUCGUUGCUGGUGGACUACUCCUCGGCAAAGCUCUUUUGGCUGAUGAACUCUGGUGCCGUGUACUAUUUCAGCACCCGCAUGUCACGACUGCUGCUUCUCACGGGCCCCGCUGCGUGUCUGUCCACUGGCUGUUUCGUGGGGACAUUACUGGAAGCGGCGAUACAGUUCACCUUCUGGUCCAGCGAUGCAACAAAGGCCAAAAAACAGCAAGAGACACAACUUCACCAAAAGGGCGCGCGCAAGCAUAGCGACCGGAGUAACUCUAAGAAUGCACUGACUGUGCGUACAUUGGGCGACGUCUUGAGGAGUACCUCUCUGGCAUGGGGUCAUCGCAUGGUGCUCUGCUUCGCUAUGUGGGCUCUUGUUAUUACAGUCGCGGUGUGCCUCUUGGGUUCCGAUUUCACUUCCCAUGCAACGAUGUUUGCAAGGCAGACGUCGAACCCGCUGAUUGUCUUUGCAACCGUGCUGCGAGACCGCGCUACCGGCAAGCCAACACAGGUAUUGGUGGAUGACUACCUGCGCAGCUAUCUCUGGCUGCGCGACAACACGCCCAGAAAUGCGCGCGUGCUGUCCUGGUGGGACUACGGCUACCAGAUCACAGGUAUCGGCAACCGCACCUCGCUGGCCGAUGGCAACACCUGGAACCACGAGCACAUCGCCACCAUCGGCAAGAUGCUGACGUCGCCCGUGGCGGAGGCGCACUCACUGGUGCGCCACAUGGCGGACUACGUCCUCAUCUGGGCUGGGCAGGGCGGAGACUUGAUGAAGUCGCCGCACAUGGCGCGCAUUGGCAACAGCGUGUACCACGACAUCUGCCCCAACGACCCGCUUUGCCAGCAUUUCGGCUUUUACAAGAACGAUCGCAAUCGCCCAAAACCGAUGAUGCGCGCGUCGCUGCUGUACAACCUGCACGAGGCCGGACGAAGCGCGGGUGUGAAGGUGGACCCGUCCCUCUUUCAGGAAGUGUACUCAUCCAAGUACGGCCUGGUGCGCAUCUUCAAGGUCAUGAACGUGAGCGCGGAGAGCAAGAAGUGGGUGGCUGACCCGGCAAACCGCGUGUGCCACCCGCCUGGGUCGUGGAUCUGCCCCGGGCAGUACCCGCCGGCGAAGGAGAUCCAGGAGAUGCUGGCGCACCGCGUCCCCUUUGACCAUGUGAACAGCUUCAGUCGGAAAAAGGCCGGGUCUUAUCAUGAAGAAUACAUGCGCCGGAUGCGUGAAGAGCAGGACCGAUGA